Colossoma macropomum (tambaqui) is the source of this 955-nucleotide messenger RNA. RefSeq names its product SRY-box transcription factor 32 (gene sox32). Gene Ontology annotation, biological process: regulation of DNA-templated transcription; anatomical structure morphogenesis; cell differentiation. The coding region runs from base 1 to 852 and encodes 283 amino acids. Lineage: Eukaryota; Metazoa; Chordata; Actinopteri; Characiformes; Serrasalmidae. The transcript is spliced from 2 exons. The record is from RefSeq and is a predicted model, not a curated record. Gene Ontology annotation, molecular function: RNA polymerase II cis-regulatory region sequence-specific DNA binding; DNA-binding transcription factor activity, RNA polymerase II-specific.
AUGAUGUUGCCUAGUGUAGAAAUGGUGCAGCUGGAGCAGCGCUGUAAACAGGCCGAGCUGGAGCAGUUCCCCCCGAGCCCGCAGUCCGCCGAGUCCGAACUCAGCUGCUCCAGCCCGGAGGGGAAAGCCCCCAGAGUGAGGAGACCCUUGAACGCCUUCAUCAUCUGGACCAAAGAGGAGCGCAGGAGGCUGGCCCAACUCAACCCUGAGCUGGAGAACACUGACCUCAGCAAGAUACUGGGUAGAACAUGGAAGGCCAUGUCUCUGGCUGAGAAAAGGCCGUACAUGCAGGAGGCAGAGAGGCUGAGGGUUCAACACACCAUCGAUCACCCCAACUACAAAUACCGCCCCCGCAGACGCAAGAGCAACAGACGCAGCUCCAAAACCCCGCCAAGUGACACCAGCACCUCUUCUAACCUCCACCUCAGCUACAUGCUCCACAACCAGGCCCUCCACUACCCCUAUACACACUCACACACAUUGUCUGACUCAUACACACACCCACACAGUCUGGCUUUCCCCACUCAUCAAACUGCAGCUCAGAAUGGUGCGGCGUUUCCAAACGGAGGAGUUUCCUUCUCAGAUGGAGCCUUCUUGAGCUCUUCUUUGGCGUACCCACAGCAGGCCAUGUGCCCAGCAGAACCUCAGUACUACAGUUCCCAGCAUGCAGUGCAGCAAAGAGUAGAGCACUGGGAUUGGCGAGGGACGGAGGUGUGUGGAUGUGUGCUGUGCUCAGGUGGACCAUCACUAGAGUUUUACCUGGAGCAGGUCCGAGUGGACAUGCUGGACCAACUUGACCGCAGCGAGUUCGACCAGUACCUCAAUCCAGUACCACCUAAAGACCAACACUGACCAGAAAUAUCCCAAAAUGACCAAAGAUCAGUUGUACCUUGACUGGGUAACCUGACCACAAGACACUUUGCAUGGGUCAAACCACUAGUAUGACCAGUUUGGU